Molecule: messenger RNA, 749 nt
Organism: Helianthus annuus (common sunflower)
Lineage: Eukaryota; Viridiplantae; Streptophyta; Magnoliopsida; Asterales; Asteraceae
Product: zinc finger protein ZAT11
Exons: 1
Coding region: 132-650 (172 amino acids)
Biological process (GO): response to chitin
Source: RefSeq, a predicted model, not a curated record
ACAACUCAUAUUUCAUUCUACUCAUUUUUCAAUACAAACCAUAAUUGUUUCUUUUCACACAAGAAACCCAUUAACUCAUCUUUAUCUUUAUAUUCAAGAAAGUUAUAUCUUGUUUCUUGAUUUUCUUAAACAUGAUGUAUUUACCGAUGAAGAGAUCGAGAGAAGCCGAGCUAGACACGGCCCUAAACAACAUGGCUAAUUGCUUGAUGCUACUUUCAAGGGGUCCAACAAGCAACGAGUCGUAUGACAACACACCUGGCCGCAUCUUCGAGUGCAAAACAUGUAACCGUCAAUUCACAUCUUUUCAAGCACUAGGAGGCCAUAGGGCUAGCCACAAGAAGCCGCGGCUGAAUAAUGAUCUUGGCGACUUGACUCAUGUGGUGCCUGCGAAACCUAAAUCACACGAGUGCUCGAUAUGUGGGCUAGAGUUUUCGAUAGGUCAAGCCUUGGGAGGACAUAUGAGAAGGCAUAGAGCGACUACGACGAAUGAGAAUCAGUCUUCUGCAUCGGAUGAUUCGUCUUCUUCGGUAGUGAAAAAAGUGAACAAUCAAAAAGUUUUUAGUUUGGAUUUAAACUUAACACCCACAGAGAAUGAUUUGGAGUUUCAAUUCAGGAAGGUAGUUCCAACAACAAUUGAAUUAUUUAUAUGAUGGACUUUAGAUGUACUUGUGAUUAUUAUAGCAAAUUUUCCUUUUUCAUGUUUCCGUUUAUAUAUGUAAAUUAAUUACAGAUUUUGUAGAUUUUGUGAA